CCGACGCAUCUAAAAUGUUAUCUACCCAGAUAUAAAUACAGAAAACUAAAACAGUAUGGAAAAGCCCUAACAUCUUACGAUCGCGUACGAUAUCUCGUUGACUUCUUAUCGGCCAUGUCCCGAUGUAGAAUCGUCUCACGCAAUUCAACAGGGCAUUGCCUAAAUAGGUAGCGUAGCGUGUAGCCCUGUCAGCACCGACGCCCGUCUGAAUGGGGAACUGCAGCUCUAGGUAGACAGCAAGAAACAACACCAUGUGUGAUUUACCUAAGGUAAUUGACGAAACUCCGUCGCAUCAAUUCACGAUGAGACGUUCUUACAUAAGAACGACUGUGGCAUUACAGUUCCUCAGACUUGAUUCCAGCAGACAAACUUAAAGGCUUCGUUUCCGGGCAAUCAGCUCGAAUCAUCGAAGAAGAAGUUGUAUCACCAUCCAUCCUCUGGCAGAGGUUUUGAGAAGUCUUCAUCAUGGGUCUCCUUACUGCUUUACCUCUACCCACCAGCAUUGCUGGGUGGGCGAUCGCUGGCGUCGCCUCGUUUGCUAUUUACGGAAUUGUCUUAACGAUUCAGAGACUGUAUUUUCAUCCGCUCAGCCAUAUACCCGGUCCUUGGUAUGCGAGGGCGUCGUAUUGGUAUGAGUUUUAUCAGGAUGUUAUUCUUGGAGGAAACUAUGUGAAGGCCUACCCUGGAAUUCACGCGAAAUAUGGACCGGUCGUUCGUGUUACCCCUGACAGAAUCCAUGUCAGCGACCCCGAAUUCUUCCACGAGGUUUACUCUUCUGGUUCUAAGUACAUGAAAGAUCCCGCUUUCUUCCAGACAUCCGGCGGUAUCGCUGAGGCACUGCCCGCCAUCGUCGAUGUUGAGUACCACAAGCGCCGUCGCAAGAUGGUGAACAACCUUUUCUCCGUCAAGUCUAUGGAAGCACUAUCGCACAUUGUCUUGGGAGUUGUUCACAACGCUCUGCGAAAAGCCAAGGAGCACCACGAUGCCAGCAAGCCCCUCGACAUCCAGCGCCUGUACACCGGAAUCACCAUCGACACUAUCAUGAAGGUCCUGUGCGACCGCUCGCUGAACCUGAUUGAUGCGAAGGAAGAGGAGCCGGCUUUCUUGGCUACUCUGCGAACCUUCUCCGAGAGUUUCUUCCUGCUCAAGCACUUCCCCAUCUUGAUUUGGCUUGCAAACAGCAUCCCCUCCAAGCUCGCCGAGAAGAUGAUUCCUGGCGAAUUUGAGUUCCGCCGAAACAUCCGAGGGUGGAUCAACGAGCGCGCCAACGAGCACGAUAUGGGCGUAGUCAAGGCCGACGAUGGCCGAAGCACAGUCAUUGAUCUCCUCCUCCGACCCGACGACGGCGGCCCGCCUCUAACCCAUCAAGCCGUUGAGGACGAGACUUACAGUUUUGCUUUCGCUGGUACCCACACGACCUCGCACACCAUGAGCAUGGGCACGUACUACCUUCUCCGCGAACCCGACAAGCUAGAGCGUCUUAGGAAGGAACUUGAACCGAUUCCCCGCAACGACAAUGGACUCCUCGAGUACAAGCAAGUCAGGGACUUGCCUUACCUGAAAGCUGUGAUCAAGGAAUCUCUCCGUCUCUCCUCGCCUGUCCCCGGAACUAUCCCCCGUAUCGUCCCCGAUGGUGGCGUCACCUGGGCCGGAUGCUACCUCCCCGCCGGUACCUCCGUCUCCAUGGCGCUCCGCACUAUCCACGACAACGAAGACAUCUUCCCCAACGCUGACCAGUUCCUGCCUGAGAGAUGGUUGGACAACGAGGAUCUCGAUCACUGGCUGGUUGUGUUCGGCAAGGGUAGCCGUGCUUGCAUUGGCUUGAAUGUUGCUUGGAUGGAGUCAUACUUGACCUUCGCCAACUUCUUCUCCCAGUUCAACAUGAGCCUGUACGCCACCGACCCCAGCACCACGACCUGGAAGGACUGCGGCAACGCUAUGAUCAAGUCCCACGUGAAGGUCACCGUCGACUCGCUAGUGCCAGUGGUCUAAGUCUAGAAGUUGGCGCCGUUGCAACAGAACGGCCCGCUUCACCGGGGAGGACUAACCUACACUGGCUUUGGGCCGACAUCUUUAACACAUUCCCGCAAGGACAAGAGAGAGGUGGAAUGAUGUAUCCAUUACUCAAAGAGAUGGCGCAUGUCUUUAGGAUUGGAAUAAGUGUAUAUCUAGUAUUCAUAUUUUUGGGAAGAUUGGGGAAGAGUGCGUGAGGAGGGGAAUCAACUAUAUAAGAACUGCUUACGAAGAUAAACCAUACUAGACAGAACAUAGCAAGAUGCCUUAUAUAUUACUUUGGAG
This is a messenger RNA of Hypoxylon fragiforme, 2298 nucleotides long. RefSeq names its product cytochrome P450. The transcript is spliced from 6 exons. The record is from RefSeq and is a predicted model, not a curated record. The coding region runs from base 466 to 1992 and encodes 508 amino acids. Gene Ontology annotation, molecular function: monooxygenase activity; iron ion binding; heme binding. Lineage: Eukaryota; Fungi; Ascomycota; Sordariomycetes; Xylariales; Hypoxylaceae.